CCCAUGGCCCCAUCUCCAAAUCUCCACACCUGCCGGCUGCCGACCUGCGCCCAGCCAGCCAACCACCACUCCCUCUUCAGUAUUCAUCGCACCCAGCCACCCACCAUCGCUCCCUCUUCAGGCCAACACGAAGCCACGCCGUCGCAAGUCAAUAUGGAGCCCGAGCCACCGAUUCAGUUUGACGCCAGUUCAAGUGAGAAUAUGGGCGAAUCCGGAUUGCCGCCAGUUUCUCUUCCGAAUGAAUCCACAAGCAUCAGAUCUCCGAGUGCAUUGUUCAGUGCUGGUUCUGUGCUUAAUGAUUUAAACUUCAGCUGCUUGUUUAUUGCUGGUUCUGUGCUUGAUUUAAACUUCAGGCUCAUGUUUGGGGCAGUUUUGCUUAUGUUAUGAAGGGCGUAAGCAUGUCAUUGAAACAACUUAUCUUAGAGAUUAUGGCAUCAUGGAUGGUGACCAGGCUAGUGAAUGUUUAGGCUUACAAUUUCAGUGAGGGGAGCUGGAAUGCUGGAUUGAUGUCAUUGUUACCCUGUUAAUCCAUUCAUCUCAAUGUCUGUUGUACUUACUCCAUUCCUCUUGACUCAUGAUAUCUAUAUAUUCAAUUCUGAUACAUUGUUAGUUUGUU
Molecule: messenger RNA, 616 nt
Organism: Arachis ipaensis
Lineage: Eukaryota; Viridiplantae; Streptophyta; Magnoliopsida; Fabales; Fabaceae
Source: RefSeq, a predicted model, not a curated record